Molecule: messenger RNA, 508 nt
Organism: Neurospora tetrasperma FGSC 2508
Lineage: Eukaryota; Fungi; Ascomycota; Sordariomycetes; Sordariales; Sordariaceae
Exons: 1
Biological process (GO): regulation of transcription by RNA polymerase II
Cellular component (GO): mediator complex
Molecular function (GO): transcription coregulator activity
Source: RefSeq, a predicted model, not a curated record
CCACCAUAGCCAACACCACCACACAUCCAACCAGCUCUCCCCCACCGAACCAAAACACAGCAACAACACCAACAACACCACCAAAAUGGCAACCCACAUCCCCCCAACCCUCUCCCCCGACGCAAUCGACACCCUAACCGAACUAACCCUCAUCCUCACCAAAUUCCGCGCCGCCCAAGCCUCCGCCCGCUCCGACGCCGCCGCCGCCACCGCCGCCGGCGCCGUCGGUCCCUCCUUAUCCUCCUCCUCCACCAACCCCUCCCACGGCGGCCCCAACUCUUCCUCCAACGCUCCCAUCAGCACCCCCGCCCCAGGCGCAGUAACAGGCACCACUCCCCUCCCCAUCCCUACUACCUCCAACCCAAACGCAACGACAGCAGGAUCGUUCAGCGCCAAGGACCUCCCCCAAGCAACGGAUAACCUCAAGCAUAAACUCCAACGGGCGCGACAAGCGGUUUUGACGCUGCCGGAUAUUGGGAGGACGAUCACGCAGCAGGAGAAGGAGAUC